This is a messenger RNA of Mus pahari (shrew mouse), 2183 nucleotides long. RefSeq names its product zinc finger containing ubiquitin peptidase 1 (gene Zup1). Bases 272 to 2002 code for a protein of 576 amino acids. The transcript is spliced from 11 exons. Lineage: Eukaryota; Metazoa; Chordata; Mammalia; Rodentia; Muridae. The record is from RefSeq and is a predicted model, not a curated record.
CUUGCGGGCGGUGGCUGGCUCCUGCGGUGGGGAGGAGCGUCGGUCUAGCAGUGGGUCCGGGUCUGCAGGCCGGCUCCGGGUGGCCGCUGGUCAGGUUCCUUGCGCCCCACCGGUGCGACGUUGGCUCAGAACUUUGUCAGAUUCGGGCCUUACCACCUUCGCCAACCCGUACCCAGGCUAACCCUUCGAAGGUCCUCCCUCACUUGCAGUCUCUGACGUGAACUAAGGUGGAUUUACCCUCAUUAUACUACAUGCAAGCCCACGCUCCACCAUGCUUUCCUGCGACAUAUGUGGUGAAACUGUAACCUCAGAACCAGAUAUGAAAGCUCACCUAAUUGUUCACAUGGAAAAUGAAAUUAUCUGUCCAUUUUGCAAGUUGUCUGGUAUAAAUUACAACGAAAUAUGUUUCCAUAUUGAAACUGCUCAUUUUGAACAAAAUACACCAGAAAAAAACUUUGAGAAGCUAGCUGCAAUGCAAUAUGACAAUUCAGACCGAAAGAACACCAACCUGCAGAGUGCAGUGGAAGUUACUUCAGGCAUUCAUUCAGCUUGUGCAUCUAACUUUCCAAAAGAGUCAUCUGAAAGUCUUCCUAAAGAUAGGACUUUAAAACAUGAAGCUUUUUAUACAGAGAACAUAACUGAAUCUAGAAAGUACCAAAAAAGCAGGGAAAAGAAGUCUGGAUUGUCUGAGGCCCAAGGAUCAAUUUAUGAAACAACAUACAGUCCUCCCGAAUGUCCAUUUUGUGGAAAAAUUGAGGGGUGUAGUCAAGAUAUGGAAAUUCAUGUGAAAAUAAAGCAUGCCAGUCUUUUAGAAAGUCCAUUAGAAGACUCUUAUCAACCACUCUAUGACUGUCCCAUGUGUGGGCUUGUCUGUACAAAUUACCAUAUUCUCCAAGAACAUGUGGACUUGCAUUUAGAAGAAAGCAGCUUUCAACAAGGCAUGGACAGAGAGUGUUCUAGUGAUAGAGAAUUAGCUCACCAGCUUCAGCAAGAAGAAGACAGAAAGAGGAAAUCUGAAGAAUCAAGACAAGAAAGGGAAGAGUUUCAGAAGUUGCAGCGGCAAUAUGGUUUAGAUAAUUCUGGAGGAUACAAACAACAACAGCUACGACAUAUGGAGCUAGAAGUAAAUAGGGGAAGAAUGCAUCCAUCUGAAUUUCAUAGCAGGAAAGCUGACAUGUUGGAAUCAAUAGCUAUUGGUAUUGAUGAUGGAAAAACAAAAACUUCUGGAAUUAUUGAAGCCCUCCAUAGGUAUUAUCAGAACACUGCCACAGAUGUAAGGUGUGUGUGGCUUUCUGCAGUAGUGGAUCACUUUCACUCAUCUUUUGGAGACAAAGGUUGGGGUUGUGGUUAUAGAAAUUUCCAGAUGCUACUGUCAUCAUUAUUGCAAAGUGAUGUAUAUGGUGACUGCUUGAAAGGUAUGUCAGUUCCUUGUAUUCCAAAAAUUCAGUCUAUGAUUGAAGAUGCAUGGAAUGAAGGUUUUGAUCCUCAGGGGGCCUCUCAACUUAAUAACAGAUUACAGGGAACAAAGGCCUGGAUUGGAGCAUGUGAGAUUUAUACACUUUUGACCUCACUGAGAGUAAAGUGCCGCAUUAUUGAUUUUCAUAAGUCAACUGGUCCUUUGGGUACACACCCUCGCUUAUUUGAAUGGAUAUUAAACUAUUAUUCUUCAGAGACAGAAGGAACUCCAAAGAUCAUGCGUACAUCUAAACCUCCUCUCUAUCUGCAGCAUCAGGGUCACAGUCGAACAGUUGUUGGAAUUGAAGAGAAAAAAAACCGAACAUUAUGUUUGCUAGUAUUUGAUCCUGGAUGUCCUUCUCGAGAAAUGCAGAAACUGUUAAAGCAAGAUACGGAUGCUGGUAGUCUUAGGCAACUACGGAAAUUUGUGGGAAAUCUAAAACAUAAGCAGUACCAGAUAGUAGCAGUAGAGGGUGUUCUUUCCCCAGAGGAAAAAGUUGCCAGGAAACAAGCUUCGCAAGUGUUUACAGCGGAGAAGAUUCCUUGACCCAAAUAUUUUCAUGAUUUUUUAAUUAUCCUUUUUUUCCCUGAUAUUGAACUCUGAUACAGUUGAAGAAUUUAUUUCACUUAAGUCCUUGAUGUGUUAUUUAAGUUAUAAUGCCUAUUAAGUUAUACUUCUUAGCAUUUCAUUGUCUAGUAAUUAGUUAAAUAAAAUUCCUUGUUUGCUU